AUGCAGUUUUUGAAACGUCAUUAUCGCACUCGGAUUCAUGGCCAUGGACUUGUAGCUUUGCAGUGGGAAGCUGGAGCUGAAACGGAAGAACGUGUCCAUUGUGUUGUUUUGGCAGAGAGAAAUGUUUUGAAGAAGACGUUGGAUCGAAAUCCACGGUUAUUUACAUAUCCACAUAGUUUAAACAUUGAAGUGACGUACGAAGAACCUCAGCAACUACCUAAUUCCGAUCAGCUGCGCUACCUUCCAGCCAAAACAAUUACCACUCGGGACCUUCAGUCUGUGACACCCAUCCAGCAGACUGUGAUGCAAGUUCAGGCUUUACCAACAAAGAAGCCUAACCGUGGAAAACGUACGCUUGAUAACGCAAAAGCGAUACCAUCAGCGUAUCGGUAUUCAUCUUUGGCCGAGUUAGUAUCCGGAUAUGCUGACAUUUACGGCGUCGUUGUUAACGCAACGCUGCCAAAGAAAACGAGUGGGCGUGACUUUGUCAUGACUGUAAGUGUGACGGAUGAGAGUUGCUCGACACGCGCUGAAGCAAUCUCGAUUAAUGUUUUCUACCCUACAAUUGCUCAAAUGCCUAAGAUCAAGUACGCUGGAGACAUUAUCCGUUUUCAUAAAGUCAAAAUCCAAGAGUAUCAAGGAAACAUUCAGGGCCUCGGUUUACCACGUGUCACACGGCAUCUUGUUCUUAGGGAACGCGAUGAUGGAAAACUCGAGCAGCUAACAUGUUCUGAAUCAUGGACUUUUGAACCAUCUGACGAAGAGCGUACUCGCCAGCUUCAGAGGUGGGCUAAGCAGAGUUUGGCCAUGGAUACAACUCUGUCUCAAGGAUGCCCAGAGACACCGAAGCUGCUAACCGAAUUGAAGGCUGCAAAAGGCUUCAUUGACCUCGUAGUGCGCGUCCUGCAUCUGGACGACAGCAACGAACCAACUCGACUCAUUGUUUGGGACGGUUCAGGAAACGAGGCUGAGUCAGAUCGGACUCUCGUGUGUGCAUUACAAGACAAAGGCUUUGUUGUGCCAGCAAAUGGUAUCCUAAAGGAAGUGAUCAUAUCGUCCUGCUGGUCUGUUCUGCGUGAUAUGAGAUUCGUUGACGGAAUGCUCACACACUGGUGUCGCUUCCGCAAUCUAGCAGUGGGAAAAAAUGAGCCCGGGGCUAGUUGUGCUCUAGAAAGAAACGAGAUUCUUCGGUUUCGGGAGGUGACAUCGCUUUUGCUAAUGCCUGAAUUCGUUCCUGAAGUGCAACACCGUCUCUUGUUAACGAACAAGGUUAACUCCGACACUGCUGUGAAGAAAGACCAACCUCGUUUGCUUGCCAUAGCUGAGCCACGUUUUCUCAAUCAAAGUCAAAGGUCCGACUGGGAGAGUUCCGUCAAGGUUACUACCGUCAUCCCUUCGUAUAUCGCAAACAACAUUCCGGUGACUCCAAUGCGAGAGAUCAUCGGCAACCCACAAACUCCUCAUAAGUUCCAUUGCUGUGCUCGUGUCCGCAGCAUGUGGCCAUCUGACGUUGAAAGGGUCUGCAAGCCCAAGCCUGGAAAUAGUGGCGAGUUCGUUUAUGCCUUCGCUUUAACAGUCGAAGACGGUGAUGAUUCUCUGAACCUAAUUGUGUAUGGCAAAGAUGCGGAACACUUUCUUCACGGUAUUCCCCCAUGUGAUCUCAGCAAAAGCACCAACUCCAAGGAAUUAUUAAAGUACUAUCUCGCUGCGCUACUGGACGCUCCCAACACCUUCCAUUGGUGCAUCAAGUCCUAUACAGUGUCGUUGCCAUCAGCUACUGGACAUUCUGAUGGUCAAGUAACCGCGGUUCGAUACCGCUUGUUCGACACAAUGCUUCAACUCUUGUAG
Peronospora belbahrii is the source of this 1848-nucleotide messenger RNA. NCBI's taxonomy places the organism in Eukaryota, Oomycota, Peronosporomycetes, Peronosporales, Peronosporaceae. The record is from the annotation of a GenBank genome assembly.